GCCAGCGCUUAAAUUCAAAGUGUUUAUUAGGUCUAAUGUCAAUAAUGACAUCUAUUAUAAUCUAUAUUAUUAUAAAUCUGUUUGGUGUUUACAAUUUUAAAGAUUAAAUUUACUAGACAACUUGGUGUUUUUGUGUUUUUAGCUGGAAAGGUGAUCUAGAUUAGUAGAUCUAGAGAUCUACCGCCUUAGUGUCUAAUUUAGCCUAGGUUAGCAGGUCUCUAAGAGGUCUUCUUAAGAUUGUGAAAAUGGAUCCUCUGAAAAGAGAAACACUAUUACAGAUGAUUCAAUCUCUUUGGGGGAAGCGUGUUGAGUCUCUGUUUGACUUAAGAGAUGGAGAUUUUUACUUUCACGUCUUGAGAUUAUUGCACCAUUCUCCAAAAGAUCGUGAUGUGGAGACAAGUGAAGAGCGACUGACAUUCACACACAAAUUUUUGCAAGAAAUAUAUGGAAAGGACAAAAUAGAAAAAAUUCUGAACUUUAAGAUUCUUUUACAAAACGUGAAUUCAUUAGAAAAUAAUGCAGUAGUUGAGCUGGAGCUAUCUAAGAUUGCAUUAGUAUUGUACGGUAUUGGUGUCCUUGACAAGAAUUGUAAACUUUUUGUUGAGACGGCCCUAAAGUUGCCUGAGUCGCUGCAUCCAGUUAUAAUGUCCUUGAUUAAUAGUGUUGUACAGCCUGGCUCAAUGGAGCUCUCAUUGACUGAUAACAUCGAGGCAGUAUUAUUGAUGCCAUCAGAUCAGGACAUUGAAUUAAAUCCAGCUGCCUUGUUCACUUGGCUUGGGACUCAGACCUCUGUUUCUUUAUCAGCCUUUGCAGCACAGCCUCUGACAUGUUCACCUGUGAUGUCAGGUAAUGUUGUCAGUCCUGAACCUGGCCAGAAGCCCCCUGCACAGUUGUUCACCUCAUCCACUCCAAGAGACUCCAGGCGUUUUUCUUUUGCCCCUUCUACCAGUAAAAAGGACCGCCAUUCUAAGGCCAUUAAAAUGGCUGCACUGAACAGCUCCUUGAGUGAGAUAACUUCCCCAUUGAAAGAUCUAAACCUCCAAGCAGUCUCUCCUCAGUCCCCUUUGUUGCAGUUUGUUCAGUCACCUCAAGUCAUACAGAAAGCCACUCUAAAUCAAAAAGAUAUGGAGAUAAGACAGUUGAAGCAGAGACUGUCAGAUGAGAGCUACUUAAAAGAUGAGUUGCAGGACCAACUGCGAGACCAACAUGCACAGAAUGCUACCAAAGACUCAGAGAUUGUUAAGCUGCAGGAGCGAAUUAAAAGUUUACUUGCUCUACAAGAUAAAGAGGAUGAACUUCAAGAGUUAAAGAUACAAUUUAAUGAGUUAACCAGUGAAUAUAAGAGACUUGAGACAAAACUUGUUGAUUAUGACCAAUGUAAAGAGAGUCUUUAUUUUCUUGAGAAGUUGACAGAUGAACAACGUCAGGAAUUGAGUACAUUAUCUAAUGAGGUCAAACUUCUUGAGGUUGAAAGAAAGAAAAAUGCUACCAACCUAGAAACUAUUCGCCAGUUAGAAAACCGGGCUCACCAAUUACAGUCACAGUUGGAGGACACUGAAAUCGCUAAACAGGCUUGGAGUUCAGAAAAGAUUUCCAUGCAAGUUAAUAAUCAAAUGUUGAAAGAUCAAAAUGAGCAGCUGCGACAAGAGUUAGAUAACUUGCAGUCUGGGCGUGAUGAUACAGAACCUGGAGAAUCUAUGGGUAUUUGUCUUGAACUGCAGCUUCGGGAUUUGCGCUGUGAACUUGAAGCCAUGACAUCGCAGCAUGAUGGUUUACAACUGCAGCUGAAGGAUAUGGAAUCUGAGAUUCAAAAGAAAAACCAAGAGAUCGAUAUAUUGCAGGAACGCAUUAAAAGCUUACUUACUCUCCAAGAUGAAGUGGAUGAACUCAGACAGUUAAAGAUACAGUUUGAUGAAUUAACCAGUGAACAUAAGAGACUUGAGACCAAACUUGUUGAUUAUGACCAAUGUAAAGAGAGCCUUCAUUCCCUGGAGAAGUUGACAGAUGAACAACGUCAGGAACUGAUUACAUUAUCUACUGAGGUCAAACUUCUUGAAGGUGAAAGAGAGAAAAAUGUAACCAAUUUAGAAAUUAUCAGUCAGUUGGAAAACCUGUUACAGUUACAGUUGGAUGACACUGAAAUUGCUAAACAGUCUUGGAAUUCCGAAAAGAUUUCUAUGCAAGCAAAUUAUGAAGCGUUGAAAGACCGAAAUGAGAAGCUGCAAUCUGAACAAGCCGAUACUGCAGUGCAGCUCUGUGAUUUGCGUAGUGGACUUGAAGCCAUGAUGUCCCAGAGAAAUGAUUUACAGCUGCAGUUGAAGGAUAUGGAAACUGAUCUUCAAAUGAAAGACCAAGAAAUAAAUACAUUGCAGGAGGAGCGCAGCAAAAACUUAGUUGCUCUUCAAGAUAAAGAGGAUGAACUUAGAAACAUAGAAAUAAAAUUUAAUGAGUUAACUAGUGAACAUAAGAGGCUUGAGACCAAACUUGUUGAUUAUGACCAAUGUAAAGAGAAUCUUCAUUCCCUAGAGAAGUUAACAGAUGAACAAUGUCAAAAACUGAGUACAUUAUCUAAUGAGGUCAAGCUUCUUGAAGUUGAAAGAUCAAAAAAUGUUACCAAUCAAGAAACUAUCAAUCAAUUGGAAAAUCAGUUACAGUUACAGUUGGAUGACAUAGAAAUGGCUAAACAGGCCUGGAAUUCAGAAAAAAUUUCCAUGCAAACAAAUAAUCAAAUGUUGAAAGACCAAAAUGAGCAGUUGCGACAAGAGCUAGAUAACUUGCAAGCUGCACGAGAUGAUACUGCACUGCAGCUUUGUGACUUGCGUAGUGGACUUGAAGCCAUGACAUCCCAGAGAAAUGGUUUACAGCUGCAGUUGAAGGAUAUAGAAGCUGAUCUUCAAAUGAAAGACCAAGAAAUAAAUACAUUGCAGGAGGAGCGCAGCAAAAACUUAGUUGCUCUUCAAGAUAAAGAGGAUGAACUUAGAGAGUUAAAGAUACAAUUGAAUGAACUAACCAAUGAACAUGAGAGGCUUGAGACCAAACUUGUUGAUUAUGACCAAUGUAAAGAGAGUCUUCAUUCCCUGGAGCAGUUGACAGAUGAACAACGUCAGGAACUGAGUACAUUAUCUAAUGAGGUCAAACUUCUUGAAGUUGAAAGAAAUAAAAAUGUUACUUAUCUAGAAACUAUCAGUCAGUUGGAAAAUCAGUUGCAGUUACAGUUGGAUGACACUGAAAUUGCUAAACAGUCUUGGAGUUCAGAAAAAAUUUCCAUGGAAGCUAAUUAUCAAACAUUGAAAGACCGAAAUGCUCAGCUACAACAAGAGGUAGUUAACUUGCAAGCUGGGCGUGAUGAAACUGCACUGCAGCUUUGUGAUUUGCGUAGUGGACUUGAAGUCAUGACGUCCCAGAGAAAUGAUUUACAGCUGCAGUUGAAGGAUAUGGAAACUGAUCUUCAAAUGAGAGACCAAGAAAUAAAUACAUUGCAGGAGGAGCGCAGCAAAAACUUAGUUGCUCUUCAAGAUAAAGAGGAUGAACUUAAAGAGUUGAAUAUACAGUUAAAUGAGUUAACUAGUGAACAUAAGAGACUCGAGACCAAACUUGUUGAUUAUGACCAAUGUAAAGAGAGUCUUCAUUCACUGGAGAAGCUGACAGAUGAACAACGUCAGGAGUUGAGUACAUUAUCUACUGAGGUCAAACUUCUUGAAGUUGAAAGAAAGAAAAAUGUUACCAAUCUAGAAACUAUCAGUCAGUUGGAAAGCCAGUUACAGUUACAGUUGGAUGACAUAGAAAUGGCUAAACAAGCUUACAGUUCAGAAAAGAUUUCCAUGCAAACAAAUUAUGAAGCACUGAAAGACCAAAAUGAGCAGCUGAGACAAGAGCUAGUUAACCUGAGAGCUGGCAGUGAUGAUACUGCAGUGCAGCUUUGUGAUUUGCGUAGUGGACUUGAAGCCAUGACAUCCCAGAGAAAUAGUUUACAGCUGCAGUUGAAGGAUAUGGGAUCUGAUCUUCAAAUGAAAGAUCAAGAAAUAAAUACCUUGCAGGAUGAGCGCAGCAAAAACUUAGUUGCUCUUCAAGAUAAAGAGGAUGAACUUAGAGAGUUAAAGAUACAAUUGAAUGAAUUAACCAGUGAACAUAAGAGACUUGAGACCAAACUUGUUGAUUAUGAUCAAUGUAAAGAGAGUCUUCAUUCCCUGCAGAAGUUGACAGAUGAACAACGUCAGGAGUUGAGUACAUUAUCUAAUGAGGUCAAACUUCUUGAAGUUGAAAGAAUGAAAAAUGUUACCAAUCUAGAAACUGUCAGUCAGUUGGAAAAUCGAUUACAGUUACAGUUUGAUGACACUGAAAUCGCUAAGCAGGCUUGGAGUUCAGAAAAAAUUUCCAUGGAAGCUAAUUAUCAAAUGUUAAAAGACCAAAAUGAGCAGCUGGAACAAGAUCUAGUUAACCUGCGAGCUGGCAGUGAUGAAACAUCACUGCAGCUCUGUGAUUUGCGUAGUGGACUUGAAGCCAUGACAUCCCAGAGAAAUGGUUUGCAGCUGCAGUUGAAGGAUAUGGAAACUGAUCUUCAAAUCAAAGACCAAGAAAUAAAUACAUUGCAGGAGGAGCGCAGCAAAAACUUAGUUGCUCUUCAAGACAAAGAGGAUGAACUUAGAGAGUUAAAGAUACAAUUUAGUGAACUAACCAAUGAACAUAAGAGACUUGAGACCAAACUUGUUGAUUAUGACCAAUGUAAAGAGAGUCUUCAUUCCCUGGAGAAGUUGACAGAUGAGCAACGUCAAGAAUUGAGUACAUUAUCUAAUGAGGUCAAGCUUCUUGAAGUAGAAAGAACAAAAAAUGUUAGCAAUCUAGAAACUAUCAGUCAAUUGGAAAACCAGUUACAGUUACAGUUGGAUGACAUAGCAAUGGCUAAACAGGCUUGGAGUUCAGAAAAAAUUUCUAUGCAAGCAAAUUAUGAAGCAUUGAAAGACCAAAAUGAGCAGCUGAGACAAGAGCUAGUUAACAUGCGAGCUGGCAGUGAUGAUACUUCAGUGCAGCUCUGUGAUUUACAUAGUGGACUUGAAGCCAUGACAUCUCAGAGAAAUGGUUUACAGCUGCAGUUGAAGGAUAUGGAAGCUGAUCUUCAAAUGAAAGACCAAGAAAUAAAUACAUUGCAGGAGGAGGGCAACAAAAACUUAGUUGCUCUUCAAGAUAAAGAGGAUGAACUUAGAGAGUUAAAGAUACAAUUGAAUGAAUUAACCAGUGAACAUGAGAGACUUGAGACCAAACUUGUUGAUUAUGACCAAUGUAAAGAGAGUCUUCAAUCACUGGAAAAGUUGACAGAUGAGCAACGUCAGGAACUGAGUACAUUAUCUAAUGAGGUCAAACUUCUUGAAGUAGAAAGAACAAAAAAUGUUACCAAUCUAGAAACUAUUAGUCAAUUGGAAAGCCAGUUACAGUUACAGUUGGAUGACAUAGAAAUGGCUAAACAGGCUUGGAAUUCAGAAAAGAUUUCCAUGCAAACAAAUUAUGAAGUACUGAAAGACCAAAAUGAGCAGCUGAGACAAGAGCUAGUUAACCUGCGAGCUGGCAGUGAUGAUACUGCAGUGCAGCUCUGUGAUUUGCGUAGUGGACUUGAAGCCAUGACGUCCCAGAGAAAUGGUUUGCAGCUGCAGUUGAAGGAUAUGGAAACUGAUCUUCAAAUCAAAGACCAAGAAAUAAAUACAUUGCAGGAGGAGCGCAGCAAAAACUUAGUUGCUCUUCAAGACAAAGAGGAUGAACUUAGAGAGUUAAAGAUACAAUUUAGUGAACUAACCAAUGAACAUAAGAGACUUGAGACCAAACUUGUUGAUUAUGACCAAUGUAAAGAGAGUCUUCAUUCCCUGGAGAAGUUGACAGAUGAACAACGUCAGGAACUGAGUACAUUAUCUAAUGAGGUCAAGCUUCUUGAAGUUGAAAGAACAAAAAAUGUUAGCAAUCUAGAAACUAUCAAUCAAUUGGAAAAUCAGUUACAGUUACAGUUGGAUGACAUAGAAAUGGCUAAACAAGCUUGGAGUUCAGAAAAAAUGUCCAUGGAAACAAAUUAUAAAGUAUUGAAAGACCAAAAUGAGCAGCUGAGACAAGAGCUAGUUAACCUGCGAGCUGGCAGUGAUGAUACUGCAGUGCAGCUCUGUGAUUUACGUAGUGGACUUGAAGCCAUGACAUCACAGAGAAAUGGUUUACAGCUGCAGUUGAAGGAUAUGGAAGCUGAUCUUCAAAUGAAAGAUCAAGAAAUAAAUACAUUGCAGGAGGAGCGCAGCAAAAACUUUCUUGCUCUUCAAGAUAAAGAGGAUAAACUUAGAGAGUUAAAGAUACAAUUAAAUGAAUUAACCAGUGAACAUAAGAGGCUUGAGACCAAACUUGUUGAUUAUGACCAAUGUAAAGAGAAUCUUCAUUCCCUAGAGAAGUUGACAGAUGAACAACGUCAUGAGCUGAGUACAUUAUCUAAUGAGGUCAAGCUUCUUGAAGUUGAAAGAUCAAAAAAUGUUACCAAUCAAGAAACUAUCAAUCAAUUGGAAAAUCAGUUACAGUUACAGUUGGAUGACAUAGAAAUGGCUAAACAGGCUUGGAAUUCAGAAAAAAUUUCCAUGCAAACAAAUAAUCAAAUGUUGAAAGACCAAAAUGAGCAGUUGCGACAAGAGCUAGAUAACUUGCAAGCUGCACGAGAUGCAUCUAUGGGCAUUUUGCUAGAACAGCAGCUUCAGGAUUUGCGCAGUGAACUUGAAGCCAUGACAUUACAGCGUGACGGUGUACAGCGGCAGUUGAAAGAGAUGGAAACUGAUGUUCAAAACAAGGACCAAGAAAUCGACAGAUUGAAGACAUUGCUACUCCAGAAAGAUGCUGAGAUUGAUACCUUGAAGGCAAUGUUGGCGCAGAGAAAUUCAGAGAUUGAAACUUUACAGUCAAACUUGGUGGCUGAACAAAAGAAGAGUGAACUAGUUCUGACUUUAAAGUCUGAGAAUAACAGAUAUAAAAAUACUUGCAAGACUCUGCAAGGAGAAACAGCCACUCUCAGAGAAAGGGAAAAGUGUCUUCUAAAUGAGUGUGACACAAAAAUUUCUAAAGCUCGAGAUUUCUGCAAUGACAUGAGGAGACAGAUGGAAGAGAGUCACAAAAAGCUGGAAGAGGCCAAGAAAGAAACAGGACACUUCCAAGAGCAAGCAGAGAAAGCAGAAAAAGAUUUGCUGAAGAUGAGAUCCAUCAAUGACAAUUUGAACAGUGCCUUAAAACUGGAGAAAGAGACCAACAGUUUGAUGAGGAAAAAGAUGGACGGCCAGGAGCUUAAACAAGAGGACAUGAGGCAGAGAUUGGAGAGUGCUCUAAAGGACAAUAAACAAUACGUCGCUGAAAUCAGUCGCUUGAAGACAGCCGUCGACUACAGUGACAGAAAGAUUAGGGAAUAUAAACACCUACUGGACCAUUCGGGAACAGUACAUCUAGGAGAUGCGUCACAUUUCAGAAAAGUUAUUGAACAAGAAGAAAUCAAUGAGUUAGAGAACUCCAUUAGCUCAGUGGACUCCAGAAGAAGACUUCGGUCGCAUAAAACUUCAGAUGACAGUUUAGCUGGCAGUUCAGAUGAGACAAUUUUAUCUGCUGAUAAAGUCAUGUUACGGAGAGACACUUUGGUCUCCACUUCUGAACUUAAGACAAAGACUAACGCCAGCAAUCCACACCAAACAGAAGAUCGACUCAGUCUUUGCUCUGUUUCAUCAGCUCAUUCUAUAAGGUCUAAAGGGGAUGUCCCAGUUGGUUUUCUGCCUAACGCCAAUUCUUGUGCCAAUGAACCUGAAGACCCAGACUUUGAGUGGGAUCGACUCAAUGAGCUGCAGCGUAGGAACACGCUAUAUCUUCCUCAUAUGAAAUCCGCGUAUCCGGUCGAGAUGCAGGCUUCAAGGAACAGAAUCACUGAUGAUUCUAUACGACUGAGUCUGAUGCCGGAGGGCAAAAUGAAAGCUAGCCCAGGACGAUACAACAUGAGACAGAAGGAUUCCAAUAGUCGGCUGGGGAAUACAGAGUCUGUGGAUAGCAGGGCCAUGAAACGUAAAGCAACUGUCUCCCAUCAGUCAAGUAAUGAAAAGUCUUUUGAAAGCCCUGCCAAACAGAUCAAGUCUGCCAGUGAAGUCUCCCCUGGUGAUACCAUUUUGUAUUAUCCUGUGGUUCGAGCAGCUCCAGUGUAUCAACGGCCAGGUCCUCCAACUCCAGGGAAACAGCCACGGAGAAUAUCUGGACGGUUUACUCCUUCACAUGGGGUGUCACCAGCAGUCAACGGUAAAAUCAAAGCCUUAGGAUCUCCCAUCGCACGCCCCAAUAAACAACAAAUUCAAGGCAGGCAACCCUCUCGAAGAUCUCCUCGCCUGAGCCAUAUGCCACAGCCUUCGUCAUCAACAGAUGAAAACAAUCGUCGAGAGAGUGUUGCCUUCAACAUUGGUUUCACUCCUGGCAAGUCUAAAGGUCCUAAAAGUUUUCUUCAAAAGACUUUGUUUGGAUCAAAGAGUAAAACGGACGCUAAGGGGGAUGAUCAGAAAAAAAGAAAACCAUUGGCUGCAAGAAAUUUUUUAGAGACUGGAAUCUAGGUUCUGAUUGGCCUGUUGUGAAACUGGAAUCUAGGUUCUGAUUGGUCUGUUGUGAAACUGGAAUCUAGGUUCUGAUUGGUCUGUUGUGAAACUGUGUGAAACUGUUACUAGUGUAUAUAUUAUUAGAUGCUAUUUUUACCAAUUAUUAAAAUAAGAGCUGCUAAUGUACAUAUCUGUACAUAUUUCUGUGUGUACAUACUAUCUUAACUGUUAGUGGACAUGGUGAACUCUUCUGUGUUAAAAUCUAUUUAUUAUCUCUUGUGUACAGCAUUAAUAGGACUAGGAAGUGAUCACUUUAGGUUCAGGCUCUAACAGACUUGUAACAAGCCCUGUCAUUAAUCCAUAUCUAAAAUAUGCCUUGUUAUUAUUGACUUGUAUCCUAUGCAACUUCUAAUCGUGUUAUUUUGUAUAUUACUGCCUUGUCUAUGUUAGACGAGUCACUACAGUCUCAUGGUUUCAGCUUGUUUACAAAUUAAAAUAUGGCCCAUCUCUUUACUUUCAGCUUAUUGAAAGAGUAGUGUUGUUUUUUUUUUGUUGUUGUUGUUUAUUUAGUUAUUUCCUAACAAUACAUUUUGCAGUUGUUUCUCUUUGUACUCUAAUGUUCCUCUGAUUACGAGGCACUCACCAAAUCUUCCAAAUUCUCCACUCUGUCUGUGUGAGUCUGAUAGAAGUACUCUUUUAGUAAGACUAGAAAUGUAUUUGUACUCCCCCUUGGUUGCUUCCCUUUGCUAAGUAGAAAAUACAUAGAUUUUUGAUAUUUCUAUAUUUCUAUAUUUCAAGUGCAUUGAUUUUUUGUUACUGGAAAAAGCCAUACUUAUGUAUUUAGAUAAUGUUGUAAUAAAUAAAUAAAUUUUGUAUG
Molecule: messenger RNA, 9441 nt
Organism: Biomphalaria glabrata
Lineage: Eukaryota; Metazoa; Mollusca; Gastropoda; Planorbidae
Product: early endosome antigen 1-like
Exons: 53
Coding region: 246-8582 (2778 amino acids)
Cellular component (GO): cytoskeleton
Source: RefSeq, a predicted model, not a curated record